AAUAGUCCACAAUUUUGCGUAUGCAUGAAGGCCCCGUUUGGAUUCCUGUCUACCUGUUGAAGGAUUUUGACUUUUGGACUUGGACCAAAGGCACGUGACGAUGAAUGGUAUCAGGCAGUUGAUCAGAUGCCUCACUGUUCAGGUAUAGCGGUAUAAGUGUUACUAGUUCACCGUUGUUCAGAUGACAGAUAACAAGCAAACUGAUAACGUGUCACCAUUUAAGCGACUAGUCUCUAAAUCACUUAUUAACCCUAACUGAAGGACUCUGUAUCCAACUACACACACCUGGGUUCAGUCACAGUCACGACACUGUCAAUAGUUUGAUCCAGGAAGUAAUGGCAUUUCUCAGCAUCUUUUCACACCACGUCAAGGAUAGCAGAGACAUUUAGCUCUGACUGUUAAAACGUGCACGUGAACGCUUGUUAACCUGUCUGAUACGGGGGCGUGCCUGCAUAAACGGGACGUUAUCAGCGCGCUGUAGUGUGCAACAGCUGGUUUGGGUUGGAUAUACAGGUAGAGCUUUGGAAUAGAGGCCUAACGCGCAUGAAAACAAGGAAACACAUAAUCAACUGACUUUCAAAUAAGUUGCGAGCUGUACUUUUACUGGUCACUUGAACAACUAAAUGAAGGAAGUGAACGCACAUCGCCAAAUUUGAAAAAGGAAGAAAAUGAGGGGCAUCCUGCUGUCCGAAUAUUGCCUCCGGUCAGACAUGAUGACCGGCAUGAGUGUGACGUCACAAAAUGACGUCCUCCUUGUCAACAAGUCUUAUCCCUGCAUAGAGGUUUACAAGCCGGGGACAGUUGGGACCUCCCCAGCCUCUCGCACCCCGGGGCUUUGUUCAGACGAGCUCUUCACCCCCUGGGACGUGGCGGCCCUGCCUUGUGGAAAUUUUGCCGUCACGGAGCCCCACGACGCAUGCGUGAAAAUAUUUUCUGCAGACGGCAAAGUGGUCAGCACGAUACAUGGUCAAGAGUUGAAAUGCCCAAGAGGAAUAGCGGUCAACAGUCAAGGGAACAUUAUAGUGACGGACUCCCAGGUGAAGUGUGUGUACGUGUAUUCAGCAGACGGGAGCAAACUGGAGCAUGUCAUUAAAGGUGCCAAAGACGAGGGGCCACUAUUCGUUCAACCGUUCCACGUCACGGUGAAUCGCCUCACUGACAGCAUUAUCGUCUCUGAUUACGGCAAAGACUGCCUUACCGUAUUCGACUCCGAGGGCAACUUCCUUUAUAAUUACGGCGUUGACAUAGCAACGCUGAUGACGUCACAUCACGACGGGGACGAAAAAGAGGCUUCGAUGCAUAAAGAUACGUCGUCAAAUGCUCACGUCAUAGACAAGGUCCACAUGAAGGCAGACCCGGCAACUGAACAUGUUGAAAAAGUUGAAACCAAACAUAUAAGAAGACAAAGCAGUCUACGCGAGCGACUUUUCGGGAGGAAGAAAAGAAAAGACUCCCAUUCCGACGAGAAGCAUCACCAAAACGGUAAAUCACGUGACCAAAAAAAUGUUGUCAAAGAGGAGGCGCCUAAAGUGAACGGAAGCGAGGUGAACCAGGCACAACCGGUGAAAUCAUUCGCUCCCCGGAAACAGCAUGUUCUCUACAGUCCCUUUGGCGUUUGCACCGACAAAUUCGGUCUCAUUUUCAUCGCGGAGUACACAAAUCAGAGAGUGCAAGUCGUCACGGCGGAUGGACAUUUCAAGUGCAUGGUGGUUCAGAGGGAUGAUGGGAUACGUUAUCCGAGAGCCGUUGCCAUUGACAAUAAUGGACAUCUCGUGGUCGGGGAACGCUUUGGUUGGGUGAAAACAUUCCAAUAUAUAUGACACUUAUGACAUUUGGCAGAUAGAGUGAGGAAACUGUUUUGAGUGUGAUAUUCAUUUUGGAUUUCUCAUAGGAAAAGCUAGAACAGUUCUCUGACAAAAAAAGAAACGAAAUUGUCGCAAAUGAACGAACGCACUGCAACCUAUUGAAUUGGCAAAAAGGCAUUUGAACAAGGUCUACAAUAGACCCAACCAUCAACUUUUCAGUUCGAUGUACUUUUUCACUGAUUUUUCUAUUACGCCAGAUAUGGCAAUGACAAAUACCAUGAAUGCGGUUUCAUAUUCAACUAGUUAUAAUCAUAAGCUGUUGGCUAGGCUUUCCAAGGAUGACUGUGAAGAUAUCCCAGAGAAACAGACAACGGAAAUCACAUCUCGGAUCAAAAUGAACGUCCACGUGGAAAGAUAGAGCGUGGGAAUAAAUAAUGACUAAAAAAACAU
Messenger RNA from Lingula anatina, 2255 nucleotides. RefSeq lists its product as uncharacterized. Gene Ontology annotation, molecular function: ubiquitin protein ligase activity; protein binding. The record is from RefSeq and is a predicted model, not a curated record. NCBI's taxonomy places the organism in Eukaryota, Metazoa, Brachiopoda, Lingulata, Lingulida, Lingulidae. Gene Ontology annotation, biological process: protein polyubiquitination; proteasome-mediated ubiquitin-dependent protein catabolic process.